Messenger RNA from Sorex araneus (European shrew), 5925 nucleotides. RefSeq names its product RUNX1 partner transcriptional co-repressor 1 (gene RUNX1T1). The record is from RefSeq and is a predicted model, not a curated record. Gene Ontology annotation, biological process: DNA-templated transcription; negative regulation of DNA-templated transcription. NCBI's taxonomy places the organism in Eukaryota, Metazoa, Chordata, Mammalia, Eulipotyphla, Soricidae. Gene Ontology annotation, molecular function: transcription corepressor activity. Gene Ontology annotation, cellular component: nucleus.
UUGCAGCGCGGCUCGCGGGGUGCAGGAGGCGCCGGGCGCGCGUGGGCGAGCGGCCGCGGGAGGGAAGCGGCGCCGCGCCCUCGCCCCCCGGCCCCGCGGGCUGCCCGCGACCACCACGGCGAGUUGCAGCGGCCGCGCGGAGCCCGUGGCGGAUGGUGGGACUCUCCAGCCCUGCGCAGUCUGUCGGAGACAAUUUACAUUUAAAGAUUAGCAGAGGGAGAAAGAGAAAUCUGCCUUUUGUUGUCGGCCGAGCUGGAGGCAUCAGCGGCCUGGCCGCUAUCUCGCAUCACCUCUGCCACCCGGACGGGACUCACCGAGAUCGGACCGAGAAGCACUCCACAAUGCCAGACUCACCUGUGGAUGUGAAGACCCCAUCUCGGCUGACUCCACCCACCAUGCCGCCUCCGCCCACGACGCAAGGAGCUCCAAGAACCAGCUCAUUCACACCGACCACGUUAACCAAUGGCACCAGCCAUUCCCCCACAGCCCUGAAUGGCGCCCCCUCACCGCCCAACGGCUUCAGCAACGGGCCUUCCUCCUCGUCCUCCUCAUCUCUGGCCAAUCAACAGCUGCCCCCAGCCUGUGGCGCCAGACAGCUCAGCAAGCUGAAACGUUUCCUCACGACCCUGCAGCAGUUUGGCAACGACAUUUCACCGGAGAUAGGGGAACGAGUCCGCACCCUCGUCCUGGGGCUGGUGAACUCUACUUUGACAAUUGAAGAAUUUCAUUCCAAACUGCAAGAAGCUACUAACUUCCCACUGCGACCUUUUGUCAUCCCAUUUUUGAAGGCCAACCUGCCCCUGCUGCAGCGCGAGCUCCUGCACUGCGCCAGGCUGGCCAAGCAGAACCCUGCCCAGUACCUCGCCCAGCAUGAACAGCUGCUUCUGGAUGCCAGCACCACCUCACCUGUUGACUCCUCAGAGCUGCUUCUCGACGUGAACGAAAACGGGAAGAGGCGAACUCCAGACAGAACCAAAGAAAACGGCUUUGACAGAGAGCCUUUGCACUCAGAACAUCCAAGCAAGCGACCGUGCACUAUCAGCCCAGGCCAGCGGUACAGUCCAAAUAACGGCUUGUCCUACCAGCCCAACGGCCUGCCUCACCCCACCCCCCCUCCACCUCAGCAUUACCGUUUGGAUGAUAUGGCCAUUGCCCACCACUACAGGGACUCCUACCGACACCCCAGCCACAGAGACCUCAGGGACAGAAACAGACCUCUGGGGUUGCAUGGCACACGUCAAGAAGAAAUGAUUGAUCACAGACUGACAGACAGAGAAUGGGCAGAGGAAUGGAAACAUCUUGACCAUCUGUUGAACUGCAUCAUGGACAUGGUCGAGAAGACACGGCGAUCUCUCACUGUGUUGAGGCGAUGUCAGGAAGCGGACCGGGAGGAACUGAAUUACUGGAUCCGGCGGUACAGUGAUGCAGAGGACUUGAAAAAGGGCGGCGGCAGCAGCAGCAGCCACUCCAGACAGCAGAGUCCCGUCAACCCCGACCCCGUGGCACUAGACGCACAUCGGGAAUUCCUUCACAGGCCUGCUUCUGGAUAUGUGCCAGAGGAGAUCUGGAAGAAAGCUGAGGAGGCUGUCAACGAGGUGAAGCGCCAGGCGAUGACCGAGCUGCAGAAAGCCGUGUCCGAAGCCGAGCGGAAAGCCCACGACAUGAUCACGACCGAGCGCGCCAAGAUGGAACGCACGGUGGCCGAGGCCAAGCGGCAGGCGGCCGAGGACGCACUGGCCGUCAUCAAUCAGCAGGAGGACUCCAGCGAGAGUUGCUGGAACUGCGGCCGCAAAGCAAGUGAGACGUGCAGUGGGUGUAACACGGCCCGGUACUGUGGCUCGUUUUGCCAGCACAAAGACUGGGAGAAACACCACCACAUCUGUGGCCAGACCCUGCAGGCCCAACAGCAGGGGGACACGCCGGCGGUCAGCUCCUCGGUCACACCCAACAGUGGGGCCGGGAGCCCCAUGGACACACCACCAGCAGCCACCCCACGCUCCACCACCCCGGGCACCCCGUCCACCAUAGAGACCACCCCGCGCUAGAUGGGAGCUCAGAACUGGCGGAGGAAAAGACGCACGACCAACGCUCAUCCUCAGAGGCUCAAAGUUGUUUCUGUUUGUUUGUUUCUAGAUCCGAACUAUCCUAUUUCAGUCCUUCAGCGAGAGAGAACCUAACUGUAUCUUGAGGCGGUAGUCAAACUGGGCCAGUAACGGGUCGUAAUGACUGAUUGUGGAUAACAGAGAUAUCUUUUCCUUAGAGAACUGAAAAGAGAGCAGAGAAUAUAACAUGAAAUGAUAGAUUUGACCUCCUCCCUGUUAUGUUCCAGUAGCUGGGAUUUUAAACUAGAUGACCUCAUUAACCGAUGCUUUACCAAACAGCAAACCAAGAGAUUGCUAAUUGCUGUUGAAAGCAAAAAUGCUAAUAUUAAAAGUCACAAUGUUCUUUAUAUACAAUAAUGGAGAGAGAGAGAGAAAAAAAAAAGAGGAAACUCCUCCAGGGCAUGACCAUUGGCUACAGCAGUAGACAUUUUAACAAGAAGAUGAAUGGCGUCCGUGGGUUGCUAACUGAACUUCGAAGACCCGCCACAAAACGCGCAGAUGUGUAGCAUAUUGGAAGGAGACACAGAUGUUCGUUUUUUUUUCCUGUUUCUGAAAAGAAAUAAUAAUAUCCAGGUCAACAGAAUGAAAAAUGAAAGAUGAUUUGCAGUGGGAUGUAUGAAUACAGCAGCAAGAAAAAAAAAUGCUAAACACAGAAGGCUCCUUUAUAUAUAUAUAUAUACAUAUAUAUACAUAUAUAUGUAUACACACACACACGCACACACAUGCACACACACGCACACAGAAGUAAGAGACUCAGCCUGCAGUUAAUUAGCAUUCUGGCAGCCUUGCCACCAGCCAGCUGCCCUAAAUAACCCUUCAACGUUUCUUCACUUUUGCAAGGUUCCACAGAGUAAGACAUUGGGUCUAUUCCAGCUCAUUCAUUUUAUAUUGAAAAAUAAUUUUACAAAAAUUGGUGGCUCCAGCUCCAGCCCCUUUCCAAAUUUUUUCAACCCCACCCUGUUUGGAUUUUUAAUUACAAACUAGUAGUUCUCUUGGUGUUAAAACACUUCUGUCCUGUGAGGUUCCCCAAUGGUGUUUUUCUUGUAAAUGUGUUGGACAAAUGUGAAGAUGCAUUGUAGUUUAACCAUAUGCCCACAUUUAGUCUCCUUAUUCCUAGUUGGUGAGAAACCUGUAUCUUUCUAUGCUGCUUUUAUAUCUGUAUGUAAUAGUGAUAUUUCUCUAGUAGUUAAAAAAAAGGAAAAAAAAAAGAAAAAGAAGAAAAAAAAAGACUCUUUUGGUUGUCCUCAAGAAAAGAAAAGAAAAAAAGGCUAUCUUUCGGAGCUGCUAUUUCACUCUUCUAGGAUUUUUUUUCCUGAAAACCAGCAUGCUUCACGGAAUGCUAACAUUGGUGUUUUUGUAAGAGGGAUGUACAUAAAUGUAUUUUGCACUGUCACAAACACUCCCUAGGCAUGCUUUUUCUUUUCUUUUUUUCUUUUUCUUUUUUCCUUUUUUUUUUAUUUUGAGCAAACUUUUUAAAUAUGCUAGAGCCAUUUCACCAAGUUUAGCUGUAGCAUAGUGUAGUAGUGGAAUUUUUUUUUCUUUCUUUUUCUUUUUUUCUUUUUUUUUUGGUUUCAAAUCAUUAUUAGGGACUUUUUUAAAAAAAUUAAAUAACAAGAUAUCCUACUUAAAAAAAAAAGACAGUGCAUGCAUAUUGCUGUAAGGUUGUUUAAGUAUUUCUAAUUUUACAAAAGAAAAGAUAAUUCAUUAGAGCUCCAAACGGUGAGGUGUCGUCUGACAGCUUUAACUCUGCUGAAUGCCAGGUUAUACAGUAUUCUUACAAAAAGGGAAGUCAGCCAAAGACUGAUCUGAUGGACCAAAAUCGGAAUUUUGAAAAGCACCAGUAGUCCUUUCCGAGGAUCAGCAGGUUAAACGUGUUCAGCAAGGUAUAGUGUGAAUUCAUUAACCCUUCGUUGUCCAGGGUCCAGACCAGAACUACUUGUUAGUUUUGAAAACAGUAGCCCAGGAUGUGGUUGUGUGCUUUAGGAGGACUCGGCAAUGCUGCAGGCUGUGUAGACAGACAACCAAAGUUCCCGAUGCUGGGAAGACACUUCUCCACGUCUAGACACACCAGGCACUUAUUUUUAAAAUCUGAAAAAGAUCCAUUAGCUUUGUGGGGUUUUGUGGGAUUUUUUUUUUUGUUGUUGGUUGGUUCUUUGGAUUUUUUUUUUUUAUAAAUGUAGCCAGUUUUAAAUGGCUUUUAACUAUCUACUAAGAAGCAAUCUUAAAUUGGUUUGCUCUGUUGUCUCUAAAACUAAUUUUAGCUUCCCCCCCAUAUAUUUAUAUCAAGUUGUUUUAAUUUGGGGGUGGCAUUCGGUAUUGUUUUCUAAGAGACUUUUUCGUUUAGAACGUUCAGAUGAGCAAAUAAAUACCAUCUAGCUACAUGUUGGAUAUCAUCCGCCAGCACACCUGCGUACAGUGACGUGAAAGCACAUAGCCAGGCUCUGAAUGGGUUAUAUUUAUCAUGGUGCUCCCAGAAUCCUUUGACCUCACUCUGCUUUCUAGUCUGCAUGUGACACUGGACAGUCCUUUCUUACAGAGCUAUUAUAUGUUCUAGGCUACGAAGGGUUAAAUAAUCCCAAAAAUGAGGUAUGUCAUACCCACUCGUCUUUAUCUCUAGAAGCUGUGAUGUAUGUGAAACAGCACUGUUAUUCUUAACACUAGUGUGUAAAAUAAGGAUUAGUACAGUAUGUCUCAUUACUUUUAAUUCAGGGCACCCUGAGUGAAAACAAAUACAAAAAAAAAAAAUCCCUAACUCUGAGCUCUAUCUCUGAUUCCUCUUCCUGCUUCCCCUCUUCCUCCUCCUCUUCCUCUCCUGUUUUGCUACAUUCUCCUCAGUGGCAAAAAGUUUCACUCUACCUCUGACAGCAUGUAUAUUGCACCAGUAGCUAACAAAAACUGGUCUAGUCAAACCAAAUGGGCACAAAAGAACCAGGAUACCAAAAGUUAAGCUCAUACAGCUGCAAACCAUAUCACUUCUUGGUAACAAUGCAGACCUCAUAAACCUAAAGAAGAGAAAGAAAAGAAAAACUUUUGUUACCUUCCUUUUUUGCUUGUCACUUAUAUACAGGCUAUGUGAGAGUAUAAUUUGUAGGUAUAACACAUUAAAAAAAAAAGUUAUCUUCAUUGGAUAGAAUCGGUGGUCGCUGACAGGAACAGGGCGUCCGUCUCUAUCUCUUAUCUCUGUCUCUCACUCUUUUCUCUUUCUCUUUUUCUCUGUCAUGAGACUGUGUGUGACAGGGCCACCUGUCUUUUUAAGUUUUUUUUUCUUAACUUUUUUUUUUUAUGUGUAGGUGCAUGUCUUGGGGAUUUAAAAAUUUCAAGGCUGGUUUACUUAUGCAAAGCAUGCCUAUGUCUGGAAUACUUAGGGAAAGGAAGCGACUCCUUGUUGUCCGAAUUCCUCAAGGGACAGAAAAAAAAAAAUUGGAGACUGUUGAAAUGCAGAUUUGAAAUAAUUUUUUUUUUACCUAUUCUUUUUGGGUUCUGCGACAUUAUUGUGAAAAUUAAAGUUGUUGUGCAAUACUUAAUUCAGACAUGUACCACAAGUGAAUGGUAGACUAACACUGGGGGGGUGGGGGCUAGGCGUCCUGCUUUUGUCAGCAUACUCUUGAGCUUUCAAGUCUACUAUGUCUGAACUGUGGUUUCUUGUUUAUCCUUUUUUCCUUAGUUGGACUGUAAUGUAUGGUCUGUCAACCUGUGAAUCUUUAAAGUAUGAUUCAGGUAUUGUUGUAUUCUUUACUGUGUAAUAAAAAAAAGUUUAAAAAAAUUCUGUAUUCUCUGCCUCCCUUAUCCUCUGUGGGCCAGGGCCGCCCCCCCCCAUCCGCCC